UCGCUGGACGAGCGAGCAGAGGGAGGGCAAACACAAGUGAACCUUAAUUACGUUCUUCUAACGGCUAGCGGAGUUGUGUGGAGUGUCUGUAUAGGUUAUAUAUGCUAUCAGCUGUGAAGUGUUUUGAUCGCGUUUGUGCCACAGAAAUGACAACAGAAGAAAAAUUUCGUGCUGCAGUGAAUGUCAUCAGGAAUUUACCAAAAAAUGGUUCAUACCAGCCAUCUCAUGAGCUGAUGCUGAGGUUCUAUGCAUACUUCAAACAGGCAACAGAGGGACAAUGUGUGGCACCCAGACCAGCGUUCUGGGAAGUGGUAAAGAAAAUGAAGUGGGAGGCAUGGAACAAACUGGGCAACAUGUCACGAGAGGAGGCAAUGAACAACUAUGUCGAGGAGCUCAAGAAGAUUGUGGAAACUAUGUCAUAUACAGACAACGUUGCAACGUUUCUGGGAAGUCUUGGUUCAUUUUAUGAUUCUGUUCCUGUAGAAGAUUUAGAGUUGCUGGUGGGAAAUGUGAUUGAACGCAUACGUUCACAGCCUGGGUCCCCUCUCGGUGGCUCACCUCUGGUAUCACGUGAGUCUUCACCAAACAGGACAUCUGCGAUAUCAGCUGCAAAUGGGCGAAUCACAUCGAGCCUGGAAACCAGUCCAGCAAGCAGCUAUUCAGCCUCACCAUUACCUCCAAAUCCAGAUGAUGAUGAAGAGGAGGAGGAAUUCAUUGACACUGUAGAGACUGAGCCUGAGCGUAUAGUGAAAGAAAACUCUACUGUUGGGAGAUCACUGUCAGGGUCGAAGAAACCAAAUUACUACAGUAAUGGUGUUCCUAUGAUUCCAAAGAAUGACUCAACAGAAAUUAUUCCUAAUGGUCAUAUUAAUGGUGUAGCCAUUAAGAAUCAUGUGAAUGGUCAUCACAGCCACAUUGCAGAAGAUGCUGUGCCACCUGCAAUGGAUGGUCUUGGAGAAGAAGGAGGAAGAGAGACAGUAAACAGCAGGGGGCGUUCCAGAGAGCGACACAGCCCCAGGGUACACAGGGCUUUUCCCGUACCCACGAGGAUAAGCCAGACUGAACUCCAGAUCGCCAUGGUUAAGUGUUGCCCAAAUUCUGCCGUUAUGACACCGCCCAGAUUGAGUGAGUCACUGCCUGUUAAUGACAUCUCAGAUCAGAUUCGUGAAGCUGUACUUCACCUACAGAGAGAUCUGGAUAGGGUGACUGCAAGAGUGAGAAGUCUGGAGGUUUCUGCCCUUUCUGGAUCCUUACAUAAUUCGUCGGUUUGGUCAAAUGAGAGACAUCCAUCAUGGUGGCCAUUCCCAGAUCUCUCGCCUAGAACCUUCAUGUUUGUGAUCCUCUGGCCUCUGUUUGUUCAUGCAGUCAUCCUGUGGUUGAGGAAGAGACGUAGUGCACGUGCUCAGCUCCUUUGAUUGCUCAUCACAGGUUCAGUUGUUUUGUAAGGUUGGUAACAGCUGCAACAUCCUGUGAUUGUCUGUAGCAUCGGUGCUAUUGUUAUCAUCAGUCAGGUCUGUUUCAAUAAUUGGGACUGUAAGGAUGAUAUGUUAACUCUGUAAUUAUAUUUUAUGUACCUUUGAGCCCUCAUAAUUGGGCGAUAGUCAUUGAAAAAAUGUACCAAGGAUAUAAUAUCAUUAUUGGAUGAAGGGUCUAUGUUUGUAAUAUAUGGCAAUGCAGUGGUGAUAAAUGUAAUAUUCAUAAAUUCCUUGGGUAAUGUCCUAUGUAACAUCACAGGUUUGGGGUGGAUGAGCCUAGAAAACACGGAAAUACAAAGACUGGUUUCCACAAUGUGUUUCAUGUGUCUAGCAAUUGACAUGUUGUGAAACAUUUACUAUAUCAUAGUUUUAGAAUGUUUUUAGUGUUAAAAUUCUUUUCUAUUCCUGAAAAGUGACUUGGUAGGCUGUAGUGUGCUGUUUUAUUACUUGAACUGAACUGUUAGUUUCAGCUACAGGCAUGUGGAAUAUUAAAAUUUAAGACAUAUCUUUACAGUGAGAUUUGGGAUCCCAUAUUUUAUAAUUCUCUACAUCUGGCUGUUACUGAAAUUAAAACAUAGGGUGCAGUGAUUUUUGUUUUACUUUAAGCUCUUGUUUUUAAUGCAUAAAAUUAUCUAGUCCAUAGUGUGUGAUGAUGAUUCUUGCAGGAAAACUAGAGAUUUAUAAUCAGCAUUUUGAUCAAUAUUCAUUUCAUUCCUUUUGUAUGCCCCAUAUAAGAAGGUAUUCUUUUUACUGUGGUGGUAGUCCAGAAGCAAGAGUGUUCACAGAAACACAUUAUCAGAUUUUGUAGAUGCAAAUCAGAUAUGCACAAACCAAGGGUCAAAUAUAACAGUAUGUGUUCCUAAGAAAGUGUUAUUCCUGUCAGCAGCGGAUUACUUGGGUCAGUCAGGCUGAUAAUUAUCAAGUGAUUAUAAUUGCCUUCUCAUGGCAUGUGCUCAGUUUUGUACAGUUUGAAAUAACUUAGUUUUUUAAGAUGUCUGUCUUCUGGGUUGUAGCGCUGUGUAGUCUGAUAGAUUUUCACCAUUGUUUCAGAGGUCCAUGCUGCCUCCAUCAUCAGGUUGAUGAGUGAUGAUGGAGGCAACAAGGACCUUUGAAAUAUUGGUGAACUUCUACCAGACUACACAGUGCUACAACCCAGAAGACAGUCAUUUUUGUACUCACCACCAUGAGAACCUCAAAUCCUAUUUGGUUAUAUUAAACAGUGAUGAUAAUCAUGUGGUUUGGCUUAUCAAGUGUUACUACCCAAAGGUCUUUUUGUCCUUUCUGUAACCAUUAUCACUUAAAUUUCAGCACUGUGUAAUGUAGUUUAGCAAUAAAAUUUUAAAUACUUAGUUUGGAAUGUGGUGCAUGUAACAUAAGUAUAAGGGCUGAAAUGGGUUUCUUAAUCCUGGUGUUGUUUUGCAAAGAGGAAAAGGUGUACUUCUGGGACAGCAGAAACCAUACAUCGGUAUUCUGAUAGGAUGGUAGCUGACAGAGGGAACCACAGCCUGGUAUUCCCAACAUUCUAAUUAAGCACCUUGUUUGAUUCUCAUUUUCUAUUCUACUUGGUGUUCUUGUUUAACUUUGAUUGUGUGUUCUAUGGUGAUGUUGUUGGGUAACUUUUGUAAAUUGUUGUACAUGUUUAAGGAAAUAUACAUGGCCUUUAUUAAGGUUAAGAUAGGCAGAAGCAAUACAGUUGUUUGGCUCAGUUAACUGCCCACCCAUCAUUAAACUAUGGUGAGAGCAUAAAUGGUUCUUUCAGAUUUUCCGCAUGAAAGGUGCACUGCUAAAUAGGAAAAUGAUCAGCUUUAUUAUAAAUUUCUCUGUUUUGGGGAGAAAUAGUCUCAGAAGUGUAGAUUAAGAUGGUGAUUGGGCACUUUUUUUGAAUCAAGCCUUGGUUAUUUAUCGAGCCUCCAUAAUGACUAAGACUUUUUCUGUUUGUACUUAAAAAACUGCAACAUUGUCAGUUGGGAUCAAAUCCAAGACCUUUUUAAUAUUAUGCUAGUAUGCAAAUAACUAGGGCUGAUCAGCUGUUAACAAAGGCAGGUAUCUGCCCUUUCAUUAUUUCCACAGUAUGUCCCUAGGAAUUUUUAUUGAUCAGCAAUUUGGAAUGACAGUUUAUAACAGUGGCUUAAAUGGUCAGUGCUGGUACUUAGAAGAUGUAGACUUCAUCUGUGAUGCAGGCUUUUGCUGAGCCAAAAACUGCUUACGAAUUUGGAAUAGUGUUCUUUAUAAGAGUCACAGAAUGCUGCUUGUGAAUGUAGAAAAUUUUACAGAUGUGUGCAUAAUAUAAUAUAAUAAAUAAUGGAUAUAUUACAAAAUUAA
Molecule: messenger RNA, 3797 nt
Organism: Zootermopsis nevadensis
Lineage: Eukaryota; Metazoa; Arthropoda; Insecta; Blattodea; Termopsidae
Product: acyl-CoA-binding domain-containing protein 5
Biological process (GO): fatty acid metabolic process
Cellular component (GO): cytoplasm
Molecular function (GO): fatty-acyl-CoA binding
Source: RefSeq, a predicted model, not a curated record